AUGCCUGACUCGCAAACCGACGAUUUUUAUUCUUCCUUUGAGCCCUAUGGCUCGGAAUUCACAAAGCAAGGAGGUGGCCUUGACUUUGCUUCAUUUCACUCGCCUUCAGACAUCCUCGCGCCCCACCCCGAUCUGUUCGAAUUAGAACUGGAUUCGAGCCUUGCGGCUUUCAACGAAGUCCAGCUGCAGCUCCUCACCGUAGAUUCCAACGACGCUUACUCCUUUUUGAGAUCCGAUACUCCAACGUGUGGUCCUCCUUCCACGAUCACCGUUUCCUCCGAGUCUACAUACGACACUCUUUCCACUCACUCAGAGUCUCUCUAUAACUACCAGGACUCUCCUUCCUUUUCUACCAAUUGCUCCUUUCCUCUCGACCUCGAGAUGGAUUUCCAGCGAGUUCGUGUCGGUGGCAGCGCUUGCUCCGACUACGGUAUUAAUUCCGCUGCGCAGUCUACCAAUAAUUCUCUUCCCAUGACUGUCGACCCCAGCACUUUUGGGGCCUUGCCCCUUAGUCCCCGCAGUCCUGUGACUGCGCCUGCUGCAGACAUUUCCUAUAAGCGCACAAGCUUCUCAGACUACGGUGGCGCAACUCGCAUACCUGCGGUACCCAAGUCCUCAACUGCAGAAUAUUUUCUCAACUACAUUGCCGGCGCUGACUCUACCGUCUCGCCGUCUAAUAUGUCGCAGUUAUCUUCAUCUUCCUCCCCCCCACCUCUUGCAAGGUCGCUCAGGGGUGUCGACGAUCAGUCCAAAGAGGAUCCUCGUAAGAGAUACCAAUGCCCCUCAUGCCCCCGAGCAUUUGCUCGGGCUUACAACUUGAAGACGCACAUGGCCACUCAUGAUCCCAACCGUCUCAAACCUCAUGUGUGCCCUCACCGCUCGUGUGGGCGGUCCUUCAGCCGCAAGCAUGAUCUUGGCCGUCACUUGGUCAGCAUUCAUCGGGACGAGUCCGUGACUUCCACGCCGUCUGCGGUAGUCAAGUCUAUAGGUGUCGAUAGUGGUCACAGAAGUUGGUGUGACAACUGUGGCAAAGGAACAGUCGGUGCUUCGGGCCAGUGCCUGUGCGCCGAUAUCAAGUAG
Molecule: messenger RNA, 1080 nt
Organism: Suillus paluster
Lineage: Eukaryota; Fungi; Basidiomycota; Agaricomycetes; Boletales; Suillaceae
Exons: 2
Coding region: 1-1080 (359 amino acids)
Cellular component (GO): nucleus
Source: RefSeq, a predicted model, not a curated record